Electrophorus electricus (electric eel) is the source of this 1451-nucleotide messenger RNA. RefSeq lists its product as uncharacterized. The record is from RefSeq and is a predicted model, not a curated record. Gene Ontology annotation, cellular component: mitochondrion. Gene Ontology annotation, molecular function: 2,4-dienoyl-CoA reductase (NADPH) activity. NCBI's taxonomy places the organism in Eukaryota, Metazoa, Chordata, Actinopteri, Gymnotiformes, Gymnotidae. Gene Ontology annotation, biological process: fatty acid beta-oxidation.
AAGGAGUGACAGGGAGGGAUGGGUGGAGCUUCCGUUCGUGCGAUCAGCUUAAAUGUCUCCAUCGGUCGUAUGUGAAGUCUGAGAACUAACAUCUGAGAACGCGUGUUGUGUUAGUGCUCCAAACCCAGAGAUGGCAAACGGAGACAGAGUAGUUCUGGCGCUUGGCGGAACAGGCACAGUCGGGUCUGGCUUGGUCAAAGCACUGCUGGACAGAGGUUUUAAGGUUGCAGUGAUCUCCAGAGACAGUAAAAAACUGGAGAAGUUGGAAAGGUUUGUGUCACCCCCCACCAAAGGCAACCUGACCACUCUGGUUGGGGACGUUGGCUCCGAGGAAGAGGCUGAGAAGGUCAGGCGGGACCUGCUGCAGGCCGUGGGCAAGGUGACGGACGUGGUGUCGUCUCUGGGCUUCAGCUGGUGGCAGGGAGGUGCCCCACACACCCAGUCUCUCAAAGAGCUGCACUGGGUUAUCGAGACGUUGCUCUUCAGUACGUUUGUCUCAUGGAAAACGUUUUUCCCCCUGGUGAGAGACGACCCUGAUUGCACCUAUACCUUCAUUACAGGGGGCGCUGGGGAGAAGCUGCUGAUGCCAGGUACGGGGUUCUUGACCGUGGGAGCGGGCAGUGCUCUGGCCUUCUGCCAGGUUUUGCUUGAUGAGUACCCGGAGGUGCCCUGCAAACUCAACCAGUUGAAGAUCAACAUGGGUGUUGCAACUCCGGACCGUAUGGCGCCUGGUUUCCUAAAUCACGUGGAUUUGGGUGAAGCCGUAGCCACGCUGGUUGAAAGGAAGAAAAUGACUCACACCGUCUUCGCAAUAAACUCUUCUGCUGAUCUAAAGACGGUCAUCCUGGAGGGUACUCUGUAGACUGCCUUUAGUCCCUGGGUACUAUAUAACAAGAUCAUAUUCUGCAUUAUCUUAUUAUCCAUUUGUAUGGGUUGUUUUCUUUGCAUGUCAACAGUUUGGACUUGUCAGGGGUGCGUGAAGCUUGCUACAUUCUCCUUACCGGUCGCCAUGGCAUUUCCACUGCGUCCAGAUUAGAUUCACCCUAAUAUACAUAGCAUAACUGCACAGCUGCUUCCAAUGUGUCUGGAGCUUCUUGGUCUGAGAUUAAGAUUAAGACUGAGGGAUUAUGAGAAGCAGACCGGGACUGGAGGAGAUCCAGACACAGCGUGAGAGAGAAAUCGUGUUUACUGCCCAUCCUCUACAGUGUAGUGCUGGUCUGAGUCUUCUGUUCAUAAACAUUCCCAAGUUCUCUUCGCUGCCAUUAUUCCCAGUAAACAGAGGAGCGUGAGGGAGUGUGAGGUCCCGCAGUGUCCCGCAGUGUCCCAGCACGGGAGGGGGACAGGGUCGCACAGGGCAAAGAUGGCUUUUGUAUGUUGUCAGUUUUAUUUGCAUAUCCACUUUAGUAAACUAAAUGUACAUGUGUUGUCCCAAUAAAGAAAUAAGAACUCAU